Messenger RNA from Alexandromys fortis (reed vole), 2556 nucleotides. RefSeq names its product protein phosphatase 6 catalytic subunit (gene Ppp6c). Gene Ontology annotation, biological process: G1/S transition of mitotic cell cycle. Bases 147 to 1064 code for a protein of 305 amino acids. The transcript is spliced from 7 exons. Gene Ontology annotation, cellular component: cytoplasm. Gene Ontology annotation, molecular function: protein serine/threonine phosphatase activity. Lineage: Eukaryota; Metazoa; Chordata; Mammalia; Rodentia; Cricetidae. The record is from RefSeq and is a predicted model, not a curated record.
AGGAGCGAGUCAGGUUUUGAGGACGCUGCGCAGACGCCACUCACGGGUCGGACGUGACGUAAGGAGGGUUCCGGCUUCGGCCUCCGCCGCUGCCUCCGGUACCUCAGCUGCCGCCGCUGCCUUCGCCGUGGCUCGUUCUUCCUAAAAUGGCGCCGCUAGAUCUGGACAAGUAUGUGGAGAUAGCGCGGCAGUGCAAGUACCUUCCCGAGAACGACCUGAAGCGACUGUGUGACUAUGUUUGCGAUCUGCUCUUGGAAGAGUCGAAUGUUCAGCCAGUGUCAACACCAGUAACAGUGUGUGGGGACAUACAUGGACAGUUCUAUGAUCUUUGUGAACUGUUCCGAACUGGAGGUCAGGUUCCUGACACAAACUAUAUAUUUAUGGGUGAUUUUGUAGACAGAGGUUACUAUAGCUUGGAGACCUUCACUUAUCUUCUUGCACUAAAGGCUAAAUGGCCUGAUCGUAUUACACUUUUAAGAGGAAAUCAUGAGAGUAGACAGAUAACACAGGUGUAUGGAUUUUAUGAUGAGUGCCAAACAAAAUAUGGAAAUGCUAAUGCUUGGAGAUACUGUACCAAAGUUUUUGACAUGCUCACAGUAGCAGCUUUAAUAGAUGAGCAAAUUUUGUGUGUUCAUGGCGGCUUAUCUCCUGAUAUCAAAACACUGGAUCAAAUUCGAACCAUUGAACGAAAUCAGGAAAUUCCUCACAAAGGAGCAUUUUGUGACCUGGUGUGGUCAGAUCCUGAAGAUGUAGACACUUGGGCAAUCAGUCCCAGAGGAGCAGGUUGGCUUUUUGGAGCAAAAGUCACAAAUGAGUUUGUUCAUAUCAACAACUUAAAACUCAUCUGCAGAGCACAUCAGCUUGUACAUGAAGGCUAUAAGUUUAUGUUUGACGAGAAGCUGGUCACAGUGUGGUCUGCUCCUAACUACUGCUAUCGCUGUGGAAACAUCGCUUCCAUCAUGGUCUUCAAAGAUGUCAAUACGAGAGAACCAAAGUUAUUCCGGGCUGUUCCAGAUUCAGAGCGUGUUAUUCCUCCCAGAACUACGACGCCGUAUUUCCUCUGAGGCCAUUGCCAUCCUGCUGGCCCACUUUAUACCCUCUUUUACCCCAACUUUCUUGUACCCUCUACAAUAUACUUAUUAUUGAGCACUUUGCUGCUGAAAUGCUGCCUCUUGCCUUUUUUUUUUAAAUUAUCUAAAUUUAUUAUUUGUUAUGGUGUCGAUAGCAAUGUUUUCUAUCAGUUUUGUCACUCAUCCCAUCCCCACCUUGGACUUGUUUGAGAAAACCUGAGAAAUGUCUUAAUACUCACAUUGCUGCAUGUAGCUCUUGCUUAUUUACUGUUCUGGGGAAACAGGAAGCAUUUCCUCUUUUAAAAAGCCCAUUGACAAUUACAUGGAAAUCCUCAUUUGUAUCAGCCAGCCUUCUGCUUUUGUUUAGUAGGGUUAAGAAAUUUCAGCAGCAAAGUUGUCCAGUGGGCAGGAUGGACUGCAGAUGCCUGAGUCAUGUCCCCUUGUCGCAGCUGUAAACUUCACUGUCCAUUGUUGGAUGAUGAUUUGAUGUUUCAAAAGGGUAUAAAAUAAAUUGGUCUAAAGGGCUGCCCUCCUUGUUGUGUUUUUAAAUUUUAGUUAAAAACUGCUACAGCUUAUAACUUUGUACAUUAAGAUAAUUGUACUGAUCUUUUUUCAGAUUUCUUGUAUUUUUUAAUAAAGUAAUCUUAAAACCCAGAUAGGUUAAGUGUUAGAAAUUUUAAACAACUUACAUUGUUAGCUAAAGGUUACUUUUUUUUUUUCCUUGUUUUCCUGAGAGUUUUUGACCCUUUGGUUAUUGAAUCUAAAAUUUCAGUUGAAAUUCAAUAUUUAUUUUUUUAAAAUACCACUAAAUUGUGCCUAAAGAACAUAACUGCCAUAGUAACACUUUGAUUUCUAUCCUCUAUAGUAAUAGAAAACAUUUAAUAGUUGUAGCGCUGAUAUGUAGAUUUGAUGCCAAUUGAGUAGAAUGUGUUCAAUCCAGUUUACACUCUCCUGAGUACCAUCAAGUAAAUGAAUACUUUUCAGUAGCAAGCAUUCUCUCGCUGUAACCUUUGACCUUAACUUUUACAAAGUAUUCAGUUUUUAACAGCAACUUUAAAGGCUGAAAUAUCAGAACCCUUGUGUUUGUGAACUGUAAUCUGAAGCAGAUUAUUUAAAGUGUGGGAAAAAAACAGGCUGUUUGCUUGUGAAGGUCUGUCAUGCCAUAUUUCAACUUUGUGUGUGUAAUUUGACUAUCUAAAGGGUUGUGAUGAUCAGUUCUUGAUAUGUAAUUGUCCACUUAAUAAGGACAAGUAUAUCAUUAUCUCUUAUGACUGUUGUCAUAGAUGACUUAGGAUGUACCAUCUUGUGAAAUUUUUGGUGUCCCUUUAUAAUGAUAAUCAUCUUUUGUCAUCCCAGGAAAUCCAUGUGAAGCAAUUGAUUAAAGCACUUUAGCAUCUGUUCAGGUAGUUUUAAAAAACAACUUUUCCCCUCCAGGAUAAGAACUUCCAGGUUACCUAAAAAUGCAAUAAAAAUCUUAAUAGUCUAA